This is a messenger RNA of Penicillium verhagenii, 879 nucleotides long. Its product is annotated as rRNA-processing protein UTP11. Lineage: Eukaryota; Fungi; Ascomycota; Eurotiomycetes; Eurotiales; Aspergillaceae. The record is from RefSeq and is a predicted model, not a curated record. Gene Ontology annotation, biological process: rRNA processing. The transcript has 2 exons. Bases 1 to 879 code for a protein of 292 amino acids. Gene Ontology annotation, cellular component: small-subunit processome; nucleolus.
AUGUCCUCCAUGCGCAAUGCCGUUCAGCGGCGAAACCACAAGGAGCGUGCCCAGCUUCAGGGCCGCGAGAAGUGGGGUAUUCUUGAAAAGCACAAGGAUUACUCGCUCCGUGCCAAAGACUACAAUGCCAAGCAGGCAAAGCUCAAGCGUCUCGAAGAGAAGGCGCGCGACCGCAACCCCGAUGAAUUCCACUUUGGUAUGAUGGGUGAUAAAAACCAGACACAAGGCAAACACGGCAGAGGUGGCGUGGGGCGAGCCUCCGCUGCAGGAAUGAGCCACGAGGCAAUCAAGUUGCUCAAGACUCAGGAUCAGGGAUAUCUCCGAACCGCUGGAGAACGGUUACGUCGACAGAUCGAGACUUUGCAGUGUGAAAUGCAGCUACAGAAGGGCAUGAACGAGGCUUUGGGCAUCAAGACCAGAGAGAAGAAAAGGAAAGAGUCAGAGGAUGAAGACGACGAUGAUGAUGAAUUUGACGGAUUUGAUGACAUGGAUGACCUCGUUCUUGAUGAACCCGUCAAGCAAAAGUCACGCAAGGUUGUCUUCGCUGAUGAUCGGGAUCAACAAAGAAUUCUGAAGGAGGGAAAUGAAAAGGUCGAGACUCCGGAGGAAAGCGACGACGAAACGCCUGGCCAGACCAAACUUAACCCCAAGGAGAUUGCUGCGAAGCGAAAAGCACUCCUUGAGACUCGCCGGGCCCGCAAACUUCGCAAGCGUGCCGUCGAGGGUCGAGAGACCAGAAUCCUAGCGCUGCAGAAGCAGUACCAAGGAAUCCAAGAAGCUGAGCGGGAGGUUGAAUGGCAGCGGGGCAAGAUGAGCAACUCCGUCGGUGGAACCAACAAGAACGGAAUCAAGUGGAAGAUCCGAGAGCGCAAGCGCUAG